This is a messenger RNA of Dermacentor albipictus, 965 nucleotides long. Its product is annotated as COMM domain-containing protein 2. NCBI's taxonomy places the organism in Eukaryota, Metazoa, Arthropoda, Arachnida, Ixodida, Ixodidae. The record is from RefSeq and is a predicted model, not a curated record.
UAGCGCUGUGGUCCUGCUGUGGCUUGUGGGCGUUUCGUCUGUUACAUGCAGUUCAUGGAAGGAAGCUCAAACGCGUGCUUCGCUCCUUGUUAGUCGUGCGUCUCGACGAAUAUUUUUGCUACGUGUGGCCGUGAUCAGCGCCAGGUGAACCCAGCAGACAUCAUCAUGUUACUCAUACUCGACGAUGAACACAAACAGCACCUCCAGUUUAUCACCAGCGUCGACGAGCCGGUGGCAAAGGAGUUCUGCAAGAUCGCCAACGAGUUCCUCGUUCGCGGAGUGAACCCCAAAGUGUACCACUCUGCCGCGCAGAAGCUCCAAGUCGACGACGACGUCGUUCAGGGUGCCGUUGAGGGCCUUUCCCACCUUCUCAGCCAGGCCGCGAAGCUGAAGCUCGGCGAACAACACUUACGAGAAUCGCUAUUGCUGCUGAGCUUUCCCGAGUCUGUGUGCGAAGAGCUCGUGAAACACCACGUCGAUAACGAGAGGAACGUACGCAAGCUGCUGUCUGAGAAGUCCAUUCCCUGCUGGAGUUUCUCGCAUCUCCAAUGGAGACUGGAGGCCGAGGUCGCCAGUCGCUGUCUCAAGUCGCACGUGACGCCUCUCGUUACCUUCAAGUUUCAUCUCAAGCAAGGAGAUGGCAGCGAAACCAAAGAAGUGGUGUUGCAGACGGACCCUUUAAACCUGUUGCACAUGACCGAAUCACUGGAGGAAGCGCUACAGAGUGCCAAGUCUCUUCACAUGCGAAGAAUAGCGAAGCACGUCAAGUGAUAACUGAACGCGAUAACGGCUCUCGACAUCUGGAUCUGGUCGUACCCGUGUUGUACUCGAGCGUUUCUCGCGGAACAAGAACAAUGUAGUACAAGUCUGAACGAUUUGCUGCGGUGCGAUACUACGAUGCAAACAAAAAUAUUGCUUACCGUGUUACUUGAUUGGUGCACCAUAAAGGCGUUCCUUCACAUUAA